AAAGCCAACAAAACCCGUUCUCAUACAGGCAAUUCUAACGCAGCCCUCAUCCCAUCCUGAAAACGUUGCUCCAUACAAGAAGAAGGAUCGGAUUUACAGUACCAACUAGAAAGUCCAGUUCGACCAUAAGAGAUGUCACAGGAGCAUGACAAUAAGCGGGCAGUGCUCGUGCUACAGAAUGAUCCGGCUUACAACCAGCGGCGUCCUUACACAAGUGAGGAUGAGGCCUGGAAGUCGUUCCUGGAGAACCCCCUCACAGCCGCCACCAAGGCAAUGAUGAGCAUCAAUGGAGAUGAAGACAGUGCCGCAGCUCUGGGUUUUCUAUACGAAUACUACAAGGUGCCGCGGGAAAAGAGAACAAUAUCCCAGCCAAAGGCUGACGUCCUGGGCUCUGAUGUGGAUCCCAACAAAAGAAACUUGAUGACCACUCUCCAAGCGCCAUCGCCAGAGAACCGAAUCCAGGUUCUGAAAGGAGUAAAUAUCGUUCUUCCAGGGAACCAGCACACCCAGGACAAGAGAGGCCUUUUCCCCUCACCCGAUACUACAGUGACAGUAUCCAUUGCGCCUGGGCCAAACUACCCAGUGAAGACUGAGGGUCCAUCACAUGGAUUCUCCGUCACAGUCCCCAAUCCACACUGCUCAGAACCAGACAGUCACACGGUGGUAUUCGACCCUCAGCUCCCCCACAACCAGUUCAGUCCGAACACUCAGCCACGCACCCCAGACUCGACCUUCCCAGAGAACUCAGAUGUGUUCGCGUUCCCAAGGGAUCUCCAGUUAGGCAUGGGUCCCAUCCCGCAAGAGGACUAUGCCACUUUUGACACAGUGUCAGGUAAUAAUUUUGAAUACACAUUAGAUGCCUCCAAGUCUCUCAGACAGAAAUCUGGUGAUGGCACAAUGACAUACCUCAACAAGGGACAGUUCUAUCCCAUCACCCUCAGGGAAACCGACAAUGGCAAACUGCUGCAUGGCCCCAUCUGUAAAGUCAGGAGUGUUGUGAUGGUAGUGUUCGGAGAAGAGAAAUCCAGAGAUGACCAACUCAAGCACUGGAAAUACUGGCACUCAAGACAGCACACGGCCAAGCAGAGAUGCAUUGAUAUUGCGGACUACAAAGAAAGUUUCAACACCAUCAGCAAUAUUGAGGAGAUUUCAUAUAAUGCCAUUUCAUUCACAUGGGACAUCAGCGAGGAAGCAAAGAUCUUCAUCUCAGUGAACUGUCUGAGCACAGACUUCUCCUCUCAGAAGGGAGUGAAGGGCCUACCGCUCAACCUACAGAUCGACACCUACAGCUACAACAACCGCAGCAAUAAGCCUAUCCACCGCGCUUACUGCCAGAUUAAGGUCUUCUGCGACAAGGGUGCAGAGCGCAAGAUCCGUGAUGAGGAGAGGAAACAGUCCCGUAGGAAGGGCAAAUGCCCUGAAGUCAACCCUCCUUUGGGAAAUUUUGGGCCAGAUGUCAAGGUUCCCCUUCUGCACAAGCGCAGCGACAUCACCAUCUUCAAGACAAUGACGGACUUCGAGACGCAGCCUGUUCUUUUCAUCCCCGACAUCCAUUUCUCCACCUUCCAGCGUCAUCCUUUCUCUCCGGAGGACUCAGAGGAGGGCUCAGCUAUGAAGAGAUUACCUUACUCCGAGGAGGAGUUUGGAUCACCUCCCAAUAAGCUGGCAAGGAUGGAUGAGCCCAAAAGAGUUUUGCUGUAUGUGCGCAAGGAGGCAGAGGAAGUGUUUGAUGCUCUCAUGCUGAAAACUCCCACUCUAAAAGGCCUGGUGGAAGCGAUUUCAGAGAAAUAUGACGUUCCUCUUGAGAAGAUGGGAAAGGUCUGCAAGAAAUGCAAGAAAGGGAUCUUGGUAAACAUGGACGACAACAUCAUCAAGCACUACUCCAACGAGGACACCUUCCAGAUCCAGAUUGAGGAAAUGGGAGGAAUGUUUAAGCUCACGCUGACAGAGAUUUGAAGAUCCUACAGACUGGUUUACACCAGGCUUCCUGAUCUAUUAGGACACAACAGAUCCCUCAGCAACUCACUGUCAUCUUUUAGCAUAGUCUAAUGAACAGUUGUGGGGUGACCUAAUACAGUAUAUGAGCCUUAAGUACUUUGUGAAUUGAGAGUGAAAUAAUAGAAUCUCUCUGAUGUGUUUCUGCCAAAUACCUUGAAGGUUUUGAGCCAUAUUUUCUAUUUUACCUGAGUAUAAGCAGAUGGCUGUCUUUUUAUCCCUUCUCAAUUGUUUUGUGAUGCUGAAAGAGAGGUCACAAUUACAAUUUACUAUUAGUUUUCCUCUUUAAAGUCAUAGCACUGGAGAUGCUAAUCUCAAAAAAGGAUGAAUGAAUAGGAUGUAGUGAAAUGGGUUUGGGGAAUGUGUAUUGAUAUUAAUAACCCUGAGCAGUAUUUAGUGAGUACAGUAUAUUAUCUCUUGCUCAGCAACUCUAUGAGAUGCAGUGUCACAAGCACUGUACAGUAUGUGUGUAACUUUUAUUCCCUAGAAAAAAAUCAACAUCAAUCUAAAUUCAACUUUAGACUUCCCCAAAGUCUGUCAUUCCUUAUAUGAACAAAUAAGGUCCAUACAACAGGGCCUCUGAUAAAUCCUUCAGAAGGCAUUUUCAAAAUGUGAUCCAUAGAGAAUCGGUAUAAACUUUCUUUGUUUUAACUAAAUAACACUAGAGAUUUAUAAGCACAUUAUUUUGUAUUGCUAGCAAAUGAACUGUGAUUUUGUUGAAUUUGCAAUCAGUGCUAAUGUAAUUCAUGAUUACCAAAGUUACAAUAUCAGGAAGUGCAUGCAAGUAUCUUUGAAGACAAUCAAAUAAAUAGUUACAUUUUGUUUAUUUGGUUACACAGUAACCAUUAUAUGAUGCCCCAUAAACUACUGUUAUUUUGAUUGUACUGACCUCAGUGCACAUGCUAAAACUAUAAUUCAUAUUUCACUUCUGAUUAUGCAUUCCCCUUUCUAAAUUUUUUUUGUUUCUGAUUAAAUGUACAGCUUUUGAUUCAUUUUUCUAAAUGUAACUGAUACACUCUUUGUAUCAUUUCUUUUGUAUAUAUUUAUUGACACUGGGAUGGGACUGUUUUUUUAACUAUAACAAAGUUUUCUAUACUAUUUUACAUUUUUACAUGGAAUCAUUCAAAAUGAUCUAUUUAUGCAAAUGGGAAUAUUUGUAGUUUGUUGUUAAUGUCUGAUUUGGAUUUAAUGUGCAUAUUUAAGUGUUCUUAUACACACAGAUAUUGUUUUCCUUUACUUCUUAACUAUUGGUCAGACAUGUUUCUUUUUUGUAUCAGAUACACAUCUGAAGCUCCAAUAAAAGCCACUUGGGCCCUUGUAUUUUA
Messenger RNA from Sinocyclocheilus rhinocerous, 3320 nucleotides. RefSeq names its product grainyhead-like protein 1 homolog. Gene Ontology annotation, cellular component: nucleus. The transcript is spliced from 15 exons. NCBI's taxonomy places the organism in Eukaryota, Metazoa, Chordata, Actinopteri, Cypriniformes, Cyprinidae. The coding region runs from base 133 to 1956 and encodes 607 amino acids. Gene Ontology annotation, biological process: regulation of transcription by RNA polymerase II. Gene Ontology annotation, molecular function: DNA-binding transcription activator activity, RNA polymerase II-specific; RNA polymerase II cis-regulatory region sequence-specific DNA binding. The record is from RefSeq and is a predicted model, not a curated record.